UGUUAUGAAAUUUGUCAAACAUCCCAUCCGAUACCUUGAAAAUUGACACCGCAUAGGAAAACUACACUUGUGCUACUUAUUUAAUCGGUAGUUCUCGGGCUGUGCGCCACGGAUAGUCUUUUCCUUCUAUUUCGAAUUCUAUCUUUCAGAUCCUCAAACACCAUUUUAUUCUAACGCUCUCGUUCUGUGACAAGACCCAGAUACUUGUUAUGCUCGACAACUCUCUUCAUCUCUAGAACGCCACUUAUUUCCCAAACUCCUUAAUCAAAUCUUCUAGUAGUUCCAGCUAUUUAGAACCCCCAGGAUUCAAAAUGAUUUGAAGAAAAAAUAUAGAAUAAACCCCACUAGCCCACUGAUAGUACUAGUUUGGUCAUAACUCAUAAACUAUUUUGAAAACAAUUUGGUAAAGACUUUCCUUGCCUAGGGAUGGCACUAUCUAUCUAGCUAGCUUGUGCUAGUUUCCCACCACCUUUCCUAAUUCUUCCAAUUCCGCGCCUCGCCAACCUGCUGCCUGGUAAUCGGCACGUUGAAAUUGACCAUUCCACAUUCAACAUUUUCGUCGCCACAAACCCCAAACUUUAUCCAAUAGAAAGUCCACCACCACAAACCCACUAUAAUAUAAAUACACAUAUCCCUUCCUUUCCCUCCUCAUUCAUUCCAUCUCAACAAAUCCAUAAUAUCCUCAAAAACCACUACAAGCAGCACAAACCAGAAAAUCCCACAAGUUUGAAGAAAGGGUAAAAACCAGAAAAAGCAUGGACGGGCUGAUUCCGUUUCUGUUCCACGCAAUGAAGAAGCACAACGACAACAAGCCGCACCACCACCACCACCGCCGCUCCAUGUCUUUCUCCGAGGGCUCCACCAGGAGCUACCACUUGCUCGUCCAGCCGGACUCCUUCAGCGGCUCAUCUCAUCAUCGCCGGACAAGGUCGGAGUUUCAGAUGCCGCCUCCGGCCACAGCUGAUUUCUCCGGACAGACGUCCGGCCAGCAUGAUCUGCUUCGCUCCGGCAGCCUGAGGAAGCGCCAUCCCAAUCAUGACUCCCCUGUUAGUCUUACUACUGCUGGUGGUGCCGGUGAAUCCAAGUACGCGGUGGCCGGCAGCAAAGCCGCCGGGAAUGUCAAUGUCAACGACGGUCGUGGGGCGAUGCAUGGCGGCCACUAGCCUUUCAAGGAAUUGCUUUGAUUUGUUUGCGUGGUUUAAUGUCAUUUCAAAAGAUUCUUUUUUAUAUUUACUCCGACGAGGAUUGCUACGUGUAUUGAUAUGGUUUGCUUAAAUUUUUUUAUUCUUCUUUUUUCAACUUUUUUAUUCUUUUUUUCUGUAUAUUGUUUGACUGAGAUGUCUUGACUCUUGAUCGAUUCAGAGCAAUGGGAAUUUGUAUAUUUGACUUAUUAAUUACGCGCCAGCUUCCUCUGAAUUGCCUCGCUAAUGCUAGUUACUACGCGUACACAUCGUAGACUUGGAAUUUUUGGGUGAGGUGAGAUGUGAACGAUUUGAAAUCGUUGAUUUGAAAUCAUUACUUUAGAUUCUACGUUUAAGAAUGCUAAUACAAACUUAGAAAGUUUCCGGAAGAAAGAAGAAGAAUUAGUUUGAUAAUGUAUUAACAUCGUUCGUCCCAUCACGUAUAUGUGUGGGAGUUGAAUCCAUGAAUUGUUUCACGAGAGGUUGCUUUGAUAUCAUUCUUAUCCAUAUGAAAGGUUAUCAUUAUCCAUAAGAAAAGUUAUCCUUAUCCAUUUAAAAUGUUGCUCUCUAUCUAUAGGAUUGUCCCUAUCAUAAGGUCGUCUUUAUCCAUAAGUUUGUUCUUAUCAAUGAAAAUGUAACCGCCACUAAAUCCAAAAAAAUGUGUCCCUUCAUUGAAUUAGAAUAUUUGACUUGGUUGGUCUAACCCCAAAUCGUUUUAGUUUGUCCAACCCCAAAUUAAAGCUAUUAAACUUCUAAGUAACCUUGACAAUAUUAUCCGCCAUAUAUCCCAAUCCUUCUCAAAAGAGCACACUAAACCAAAGUCCGAGUUUCUUGAUGUGGCUACACUUCAUGCUUACGUAGGUCGAAUCUGUUAUCCGAGUACCCGCAUAAUACACUCUGUCAAAUAUAAAAAUUAGGAAGUUUUAAAUUUCAUUCUCUUAUUUCAUGCAGGAUAACAAAUACCUACCUUAGGAUGACAAAUUGUGUGCUUCAAUUUCUAAUAAUGAGUUUUCCACAUUGAACUCAGCCUCUAACAAUGUACUAGAGAGAAUUUUGGUAUCUCAUAAUUAGAAACUACAUGAAGUUUAAACUCAUCCCUUUCAUAGACUUGACCACCAAAUCAUAAGCUAAUCAUUUUUUUUCUAAUGAUCAACUAAAAUUAUCUCAAGUCCAAUCAUAUUGUUUAGACAUGACUCCAUGAGUGAUCAAUUCACAUAUUUUACCUUGUCUAACUCUCACAUGACCGUAUUUGCCAUUUUCACUUGGAUAUAUGUCUUAGCUAAUAUAGCAUUACUAUCACAAAGAUCAGUCUUAGGUGAGAUUGGUUUCAAAUAUAUAGGACUUCAUAAACCAAGUCUCUCAACCAUUAUCCUUUACAUUCAUAGAAGUCAAAGCCACAAACUCUGACUCCUUAGUGGAACUAGUGAUGCAGAUUUGCGUUUUAAAUCCUCUCGUCUCCUUACCGAACUUGCCUCUAUCAAUGGUCCUGGUUUCGCCCAUUCGAACUCAGAAACUAUAUUCGCCGAAGUCCACAUGAUUUUGGAAUGAUUUUGUAUCCUUUGGAGGGGGACAGGAGGUUACGGUGAUUACUAUUUUAGAAAGUUAUAAAAAUAUUUCAAUUACAAUUUCCUUUUUUUCUCUCACUUUCACAAUCUCUAGCCAGAUCUCUCUUACUUCCUUUUCUCAAUUUUUUCCUUGUUUCGUUCAGUCCAGGGGCGGAGCUACACUUAAGCUAGGAUGCCCCCCUCCCCCCCACCCCCCCCCCCCCUCCGGAUUGGUCCCGGGCUCCCGGCCCCUAGGAUUGUAAGGAUAUAUAGUACGAAUUUUAUAAGUAGAACUUGUUUGUUGUGUAAUAGUCAUGUAGUCAAAUGGUAGAUAAGCUUGACUUGUGUGUUUAAAGCACACGGGUUCGAUCCAACAUGGCUACAUACAAUGCAGUCAAAAUCUAGAUUUUAAGUAAAAUCGAAAACUGAGG
Messenger RNA from Linum trigynum, 3156 nucleotides. The record is from the annotation of a GenBank genome assembly. NCBI's taxonomy places the organism in Eukaryota, Viridiplantae, Streptophyta, Magnoliopsida, Malpighiales, Linaceae.